UUUUAAACCCCACAAGCUCUGGAAACACAACACACACACACACACCUGGGAGCAAAGCAGUGCGGACGGAUGCAACAUAGAACACACACUAACCACCACACCACACACACCGAGACAGAACAAAUGCUGACUCCAGACAACCUCAUCAGAGGAAGCAGCAGCCCCAGUAGCAGCAGAAAGAAGAGAACCUCGAGGAAAACCACCAGAGGAACCCCUCUCACUCCUCUUCUCUUCCAAGGACCUCAGCUCUGAGAUGGGCUGCUCCUCGGGACGCCAGGCCCCGGACCCAGGGCUUCACUCAGACCUGGACUGUGGCAGCAGCCUACCCCCGGAGUCGCCCCAUGGAGGAGGGGACCUGGUCCUACCCCCAGAGUCACUCUCUACGCUGCAGUGUCUGGCCCAGGCCACGGGUGGUACGGAGAAGUCCUGGUACCGCUGUGUGUUUCCGUUCGGGGUGAUCUCUUUGGUGAUCGGGGUAGCGGGAACGGCAGUCACCUUCAUGUAUAACACGCCAGACCUGUACCAGACCAAGGUGGUGUCCAUGGUGCUGCUGGUGGUGGGGGUGGUCAUGCUGCUGAUGGCGGCCAUCUGCUGGAGAGACCACAGGCUGAAGAGGAGGAAGAAGAAGGAGGGAGGUUUCUUCUGCUCCGAACAGGGCAACUUGUGAGGUCUGGAGGAGGAAGGAGGGGGGUGGAGGGAUGGAUGGUACAUAGACACAAAUAGUUGGAUGGAUGAGUUGAACAUCUGAAAGGUCCAAACCGAUCAACCUGGCACGUGCUUAACUCUCGGAGCGAGACGCUAGAUCUCACUGAAAUGGAGAAGUGGUGUAAAGGGUUGAGAGUUCAUCUUCCUUGUUUGGAAUCCUAAUCUCCAUCUCCUCCACUUUUUCCUCUCUCUGUUUUUCCAGUCCCCGUGUCUCUGAGGAUGAUUACUCUGUUUUUCUCUGUGUGGAGGAGGGAGGGUGGGAGAGAGGGAGAAAGAGAGAGACAUUAAAGGAUGGAUGAGACAGACAUAGAUACACAUGGAUGGAUGGGACAGACAUAGAUACACAUGGAUGGAUGGGACAGACAUAGAUACACAUGGAUGGAUGGGACAGACAUAGAUACACAUGGAUGGAUGGGACAGACAUAGAUACACAUGGAUGGAUGGGACAGACAUAGAUACACAUGGAUGGAUGGGACAGACAUAGAUACACAUGGAUGGAUGGGACAGACAUAGAUACACAUGGAUGGAUGGAUGGAUGGGAACGUGCUGAAGUUGAACGUCUGAAAGGUCCAAACCAUUCAACCUUGGAAAUCUAACCUCCUUCUUCUCCUUUACUUUUUCCUCUCUCUCUGUUUUCCCAGACCCCCCCCCCCAUCCUCUGUCUCUGAGGAGGAUUACUCUGUGGGAGUGAGGGAAGGAGGGGAGGGAAAGAAGGAGGGAGGGAAGGAGGGAGGUGUUUUCACAGUUUCAAGUUUAGAGAGUUCUGCCAACAGUUAACUGUAGAUCCUGCCAACCAACUGUAGCAGUGAGAUGUUUCAUCAGAAUUCUGAUAUCAGGGUGUGUACAAAAUGGAAUCCUAUUCCCUAAUAGUGUAUUCCCUAUUCCUUACAGUGUAGGGAAUAGGACGCCAUUUUGGACGCAAGCCUUUGUGUUCACGCUUUACAUUCAUAGAAUGGGCUGAGAUGUUUACUUUACGCCACUGGUUUAAUUACUGCUGUGUCAGUAAUACAUUGUGAUGAAUUGAUUUGUGUAUGUGCACCUCUAACUGGUAUAAAUUCAUGGUUGAAGGUUUCACAUAAUGACAUCACCCUGCGACAAGACAGCUGUAAGUUUGUCAUCUUUAUGGUUGAUAUUACAUUUAUGUUUGGUAUUAUGUUUAUGUUUGGUGCGCUCUUAGAUAUGCAGAGGUUUACGGACUGAUAAAUAAGUUCAUAUCACAAAUCACAUGCCUGACCUGGGUCAAACACUUUCAAAUAUGCCAGCCGCGGUUGAUUUACUUUAGCCCGGCUCAAUUGAACCAAUGGAAUGAUCCCAGAAGUGUAAACGCCAAGCUAAACCAAGUCAUCCUCAAAUACUUUCUAAUAUUUAUAGGUAUUUGACAUAAUGUAUUUGUCGCAGGUCGGAUCACUAGGUAUUGUGUCUUACAUUGCCACGUUUUGAAUGAUUGUACGUCUUAAAUUGAAUGUAUAUAACUAUAUAUCUAUAUAUUGUGUACAGAUUGUGUACAGUAUAGUUUAUUGGGAAAUGUUUAUUUGUACUUAUUUUCUAUUUUCUAUUUCCUGUUUAAAUGAUUCAACUAGAGAGAUAAGUGAAUUUGAUAUAGUAAUCCGUCCGUUUCCUUGCAGCCUCUUCAUUACAGUUCUGUAUCGAUCUCCUUCUGUUGGGUAUAUUUAGUGUGCAUCCAAAAUGGCACCCUAUACAGUAGUGCCCUACUUUUUAAAAGUAGUGCACUAAGUAGUGAAUAGGGUUUAAUUUGGAGCACCAUCUUACGUUCCCCUGUUGGGAAACAUUGUUAGCAGCUAGCUGUCAGUCAUGUUGGCAUGGCCUCUGCUUUUCUUUCAGUGCCUUUAUUUCAACCUUCAAAAUGUCUCUGUAAUGGGUUCACUUCAGCCAGUCAGUGACACAGUGCCAGUGCCAAAAGGAGAUGUGGCUAUUAUCUCUGUGUGUAGUCUUGGAAUUUUUCCUAUUUUGUUGCAUUACAACCUGUAAUUUAAAUGGAUUUUUAUUUGGAUUUCAUGUAAUGGACAUACAGAAAAUAGUCCAAAUUGGUGAAGUGAAAUGAAAAAAAUGACUUGUUUAAAAAAAAUCUUAAAAAUAAAAAACAGAAAAGUG
Molecule: messenger RNA, 2817 nt
Organism: Salvelinus fontinalis (brook trout)
Lineage: Eukaryota; Metazoa; Chordata; Actinopteri; Salmoniformes; Salmonidae
Product: transmembrane protein 100-like
Exons: 2
Coding region: 254-667 (137 amino acids)
Biological process (GO): cellular response to BMP stimulus
Source: RefSeq, a predicted model, not a curated record